CCUCCAGCCCGCCCUAGCACGAUAUAAAUGCCGGUGUCACAUCACAGCGGUCCACUCUAACUUGUUGCACUUUCGCGCGUUCCAAGUUUGAAAAGUUCGUUCGUUCCGUUCCGAAACAAGCAGCAAAGUAUCUUCAAGAUGAUGAGCAAACGCAUUGCCGUUGUUCUUGCCUUAGUCGUCGCCGUGGUGUGCUUGGCUGAAGCCCGCGAGGAGGGACCCAGUGCUCACGAGAUGGCUGAUGCUCUACGCGUACUCCAGGAACUUGAUCGCUACUAUACACAGGCUGCUAGACCUAGGAUUGACCGCCGCGACGUCGCGGAUGGGGACCGAGUCGACCCAGAAUUGUUAGAUCGCGCGAUGCGGCUCAUCCAGCUGCAGAACCUAGACCGCAUUUACUCCUACCACACCCGACCAAGGUUCGGCAAACGCUCAGAGGCGUUCACCAACUGGGCCAAGGACACGGAAAAACCGGACUUACCCGCUUGGCUGUCGUACGCACGAAGGAGAUGAGGGGUGCAACAGUCAUUGGAUCUUCAUUAAAGUCUAAUCAAUGUUCAUGAUCACACCCUAUUGUAUUGGACUCAGUGUUAACAAUCUUUUGAAUUAUAAUUACAUUAUUUGUCGUCGGUUAAGUAAGAUUUGUUGUCAUUAGUGGUUUGGUAUCAUCAACGUAAAUAUGUCUAUCGGAAUAUCCGAAAUAAGUGAGGGUAGAGUGAUUCUAACGAAUUUAUUAUUUUGAUAGCAUAUCUCUUUAGUUUCAGUUGGAUAUUUCGAAAGAUGUAAAUCUUCACUAUAGUUAUAAAUAUAGGUUGAAAAUAGGCUGGGUUUCAAUCUGAAUUUACUAAUAACGACUUACUAUUCUAGUACGUAUGAAUUUUUAUGUAGUAAUUCCUUGAAUUUUGAGAUGUAGAAUCUGUAUUGUUUCUAACAAUUUCGGAUAUCCAGGGAAUUAAUAAUGAUCACGAUAAAUGUAAUUUAUGUUAAAAUAAGGAGCGGUUAAAUAAUUCAGUUGCCCUUUUCCCAGUGAAUUAUUAAUCCGAAACGCUUUCUAACUUAUGAAAAUAAAAAUCAUUUUCUUCCUUAUCUACUUUAUCAAAGAAAUAUUUGAAUAUUAUUGUUUUUAUAAUAAACCAAUAUGAUAGUAUAAUAAAUUUCUGAGUAAUCAUUUGAACCCAAUCCGCUGUACCUUGGAUAAAAAUAAUUAUUGUAAUUAACUGUAAUGUUAUUAAAUACAAGCAAUUAAGAAAAUGUAAUAAUAAUUUGUUGUUUUAUU
Diatraea saccharalis (sugarcane borer) is the source of this 1273-nucleotide messenger RNA. Lineage: Eukaryota; Metazoa; Arthropoda; Insecta; Lepidoptera; Crambidae. The record is from the annotation of a GenBank genome assembly.